AUGGGUCUUUAUAUGGAUAUUUCUCAUUUGCUAGCAAGUGUCUUUAAGAACAUGUAUACCUCAGAGGUGAUAGGAGUGGACACCGUGGAGAAUAUGAUCAAGUCCCGUGGCGGAGACAAUGUCCAUCAUGAGGAGUUCGUUAAAGAGUUACAAAAGGUCAGGAAGAAAUACAAAGACGAAUUGGCAGAAGCAGAUAUGCUAGAAAGGCACAUCAUCCAAGCCAGGGCUCGGGCCACAGCAGAAGAGGAAAGGAUCCUGAAUGAAUACAAAGAUGACGUUCCAGAAGGUUACCGUCACAUUGCGUUGCCACCGGUAAAGUCUACCUUCAGAUGGUGCGUGGAUGAUGAACUUCUGGAAAAGCAUAAUUUAAUCAGCCCGAAGGAUUACAUCACAGAUCCAGAGCUCAUUACUCGGGCACCAAAAGAAAUAUCCGAGCCUGGCUACUUGAAAGAAAUCGAGAGUUUUCAACACCAUAUUUCUGACAAUUCAAUGUCUACCAAACUGAAAGAAAGUCCACACAUUAAGAAACUACAAGAAAGUUUUCCAGAUGUGUCUUUAUCUAGCUUUACCAUGGAGUCUUCAACUACUGAUGUUCCAAGUCGUAUUAAAAAAUCAUUCAUUAAGAAGAAAGCUACCCUCUUCCAAAAACCUAUUUGGAUGAGUAGCAUGUCCAGAGCUGAAAGGCAAAAAGACCGCGCUUACCUGCAGAGGCUUGACGAACGCCAUAACUUCUUGAAAAACCCGCGCUACUUCUCACCCAACUCUGAUCGUGGAGGACGGUCCUUGAUUCUGCCUCAAAAGAGGGUGCAGCGUAUGGUCGCAGGAAGAAAAAAGAUGGUGGUUCUUGAAAGCGAUUCCCACUCUGUGCCUAUUUUCCUAGCAAACCCACCAGAAGUCGUGUUUUCUUAUUAUGAAGUUGGCCAGGUUUAUGAGAUGACUGUAGAGUUACAGAACAUGACCUCAACCUCUCAGUGUAUCAGAAUAAUUCCUCCGGCUACAUCAGCCUUUUCUAUUGGGUUGGGAAAAUUUCCAGGAGAAGGAGGACUUAUUGCUCCGGGAAUGAGCUGUUACCAUGAAGUUCAGUUCAUUCCUGAAUACCUGUCGGAUUAUGAUGAUUAUAUCCUGGUAGAGUCGCAGGCGCCAUAUCCGUUCUUCAUCCCUUUGAAAGGUAGAAGACCGCCUCCUGUUUUGACACUGCCUUCCACCUUGGACUGUGGUGCCUGCCUCGUAGGCGGAGUAAAAUUUACACAAUUUCCUUGCAAAAACGAAGGUUCCAGCACUGGGAAGUUUUGCAUCAUGCCAAAGGGCAUCUGGCCACCCCCUAACUUCCGGGCUGUUGCCACUUUUGGUUAUGUGGAGCAAGACGUAUUUGGGAUUCAUCCAGCAGUAUUUGAGCUAGCUCCUGGCCAGUCGACAGUAAUUGAGGUUGUCUUCAUGCCCAUUUUACCCGAAACCUUUACAGUGACGUACCUCAUGGUUUGUGACAAUUGCCAGAUCAACGAGAUUACGGUGACAGGUCUAGGGCAGCUGAUAGCUUUGGAACUGUUCUCUGUCACUGGUGGAGAAAGCCAUCCCCUUCCUGGUGAACUUACCGAUGUGACAGCUCAGCAUCUCAUUCGAUUUGAUUCUCUGAACCCCUAUUCUGUAGCAGAGAAGAUUCUGGUUCUUAGAAAUAUGACGUACGCUCCGGAGAGCCGUGAGCCUGGCAGGGAUGCCCUUGCGGCACCCCCGGGAGGCUGGAUCCCCGUUCGUCAGAACCGCGGAUACAGAAACCGCCAUUUUGGACCCCCUUAUCCACAAAAAAAUUACAAGAUGGCGGAUCGGCUCCGUUUCAAUUUUGUAUUUUUCUACAACUAA
Anolis sagrei ordinatus is the source of this 1857-nucleotide messenger RNA. NCBI's taxonomy places the organism in Eukaryota, Metazoa, Chordata, Lepidosauria, Squamata, Anolidae. The record is from RefSeq and is a predicted model, not a curated record.